Molecule: messenger RNA, 3146 nt
Organism: Ruditapes philippinarum (Manila clam)
Lineage: Eukaryota; Metazoa; Mollusca; Bivalvia; Venerida; Veneridae
Exons: 6
Coding region: 15-2786 (923 amino acids)
Biological process (GO): anatomical structure morphogenesis
Cellular component (GO): cytosol
Molecular function (GO): protein binding
Source: RefSeq, a predicted model, not a curated record
UAAGUGAUGGCUAAAUGAUGGCAAGCAAGAAAUGCAGUGACCUUAUCCGACAAGCAAACAGUUCAAGGAUUAAAUAUGCGUAUACUGCACUUGUGGAAAUAAGAAAAAAGUAUAUGAAAACACCUAGAGAUGUUGGUAUGCUUGUUGAUGCUAGACUGGUCCAAAGACUUUUAGAUCUGAUCCGGUCAAGAGACAGUCUAGAAGAGCAGUAUAUGUCAAAGGUCAUUGACAUAUCGCUGAGCAUUCUGGGAAAUAUGUGCAUGGAAGGUGUCACUAGAAAACAGGUUUUAAAAGAUAAAAAAACAGGUGUAACAAUUUUGGUUGAAUUGUUUGAAGAGGUUGAACCAGAGAGCCUACAAAACCGUGCUUGUCGGUGCCUGUCAAAUAUGCUGUUAGAUCCAGGUAGCUGGGAGCUUGUCUGCUGCUCUUCUGUCAUUGAGAAGAUUGUCAAGCUUCUACAGGACACUGAGAAAGAUGAAAUCAAGCAGACGUGCAUUAGAGCUUUAAGGCUGCUUGGACAGACUGGUCCGCAUGUUCAGAAGCUUGUUGAGAAAAAUGUCAUCAGUGUCACAUCAAAGCUCAUUGACAGUGAUGUAGACACACUGAAGUCGUCUGCACUAAGAUGUAUACACAGUCUAUCUGUCCAUGGAAGUACUCUCCAAUUUGCCAGACAGGUGAUAGCUUCAGGUAAAAUACCCUACCUAUUAUCACUAGUAAAAGAAUCUAAUAUAGAAGCAUUCCAGAUAGUCACUCGUCUCUGUGAGCAUCACAACUUUCGAGCCGAGUUUGGGAAUUCAGGGGGAAUAACCAUGUUUUAUGAGGAGUUUUCAUCACAGGAGCCUUUCUGGGAAUAUUUAAGAGAAGAUUUAUUGAGUGUGCUUUGUCUGUGUUGUAAGGAAGCAGUAAAUAGAGUUAAACUCCGAGACGAAAAUGUUCUGCGGUUUUUCAUACAGUCGCUAGAAGAUGCUAAGUUCCGAACAUUACAUGCACGAAUUAUCAGUGCCCUAGUUUGUUUCUUGUAUGAUGAGACGAGUUUUGAUGUGCUCUUAGAUAACGGUCUAGUCCCUUUAUUGAUAAACCAUUUAAAAACUUAUAUAAUGCAAGAAAAUGAUGCUGGUAAUGAUGAUGAUGAUGGCCAUGAUAGUCAUAAAAAAGAGAAAGAAGCUAUUACUGAUAAACUAAAGGAUAAAGAAGAAGUGACAGAGCCACAUGAUUCAAAGCAGACCGCUGGAAGAAUAGAAGACAUAGAAGACAGUGAACCAAAGUUAAACACUGAGCCCAAUAUUCAUAUAGUUAUUGACCCUGCACAAGAAAUAAAACCAGAAAUUGAAGUGGAACAAGAAGGUUGUCAAGACAAUCUAGUUGAAGAUAAAGUGGAGAAGAAAACUGAAGUAAGUUUAGAAGAUACUGAACAUGAGGAGACAGAGCUAUUUAAAGAGUCUGAUGACGGAAACGAAAAAGAAACCAAUGAAUUUAAAACCAAUCAAGAUGCUGGAAAGGUAACAAAAAGACCUGUAUACAGUAUCGAUAGUCCAAGUUAUAGGUCCAGUGUGGAAUGGGAACCUCAGGACUACCAAGGUGCAAAGUGCAUCGAAAGAUUCACACCUCCUCAUUCAUUUGAGUAUUCCCUGAAGAGCUCCUAUAGUCCACUCAGCAAUUGUUCAUAUUAUUCUCCAGGAGAAAGUUCUCCAGAGUACAGCCCACCAUCUUCUCCAAAUACCAGUCCAAGUCCACAGAGGGCUAGUAGAAAAAUAUUCCCAGAAACCAGUCCAAGCAGUUGUCAUAGUUACAAUUCUUUGACUGGUUCACAGUCGCCAGAAAAUUAUCACCCGAAAUACACAGGCAUAAAUUGCAAGCUGUAUAGGACAUCUUUAAGUCCAGCAACUAGUCCAGAAUGUUCAAAAAGGUCAAUAUCACCUUUUAACACCGAUUUAUCAAGUCCAGAAAGAGGCUCACAGGAAGUAGAUGUAAAUGAUGCACAUGAUAAUUUAUUUUUGAACAGCUCUGAAGGAAUCUCUGACGAUCCAUUCACUUUGGAGGAAAGUCCUUUAGAUCCGGAACAAACACAAGCUAAAGUCAAACAUUCAGCUGUUGAUUCCAGUCAAGGGUUUGAUUACAAGUAUGACAAGACCGAUAUUGAAAACACUAGUAAUGUUCCAGAUAAUGUAAAAAGUGAAUUUAUUGAAGAAGGAAAUGAAAAUUUCAAUAAAAAAUUAGCAACAUUAAAAGAAACGCUAAUAAAGGAGAAAGGGCAUUGCAAAAGGAAACGGGUUCCCAGCAGAAAUAACGUUACGGAAUACAACAUUUUGGUUCUGUUAUCACGGGUAUCUCAAAUGACUGAUCCCACGAUGCAACUGGUUACCAUGGAAGUUUUAGACGGUAUGUUCAACUAUAUGAGCAUCAUGGAAUUUCCACUUGCUCGAUGUCCGCGCCUGCUAUCAAGAGUUUUCAGAAAUCCUUUAUGCUUUAACAAACUGUUGAUGCUAAGCAUCCCUAUGACGAUUUUUGACAAGCUUCUGAAGAACGAAGAUUUAAACGCUUUAACAAAAGACUUGCAUAACAAGAAAAAGAUUGUGAAGAGGAAGUCAAGCUAUGGGAAAGCAGAAAUUGAGCAUGAAGUUUCAGCAGACGAAGAUAGGUUUUCAGUUAGUGAUGACUCCAUAGAAGAAGAACAUUUGGGUAAAAGAAGGAAAAUAGCCGAAGGAGUCGAUAAGUCACAGCAGUCUUUUUCAUUUAAAGGUAUGACUGGGUUUUUUUAUGUCAUUUUUCAUAUUUUUUUAAUGUAAAGGAAACUUCAUAUGAAUGAAGACCUUCCAAGUUUCAAUGCUUCAUUUUGAGACAACUGAGUAACAUGACAAUUUUUUAAUUUAUCAAUUAAAUUAGACUCUUCAGUCAUAAAUUUCGUAUAUCAUUUUGUGACUUGCAUGAGUUACGUGAAACUAAAAAACUGUAAGUACGGUACUCGGAUUUUAAAAUUUGCAGGAAAUAAACAUAUGUUCAAAAUGUAUCCUGGAAAUAAUAUUUGAAAAGUAAAGUGGCUAUCUAUCUGUCUGUUUUUCUGUCUUUCUGUCUGAAUUUUUAUGCAGUUUACAGUUAUCAACCAUGCAUUCCAAUAUGAUUCAAUCUUUCUUAAUGGAAGGUGUGUA